This is a messenger RNA of Fusarium tjaetaba, 3204 nucleotides long. RefSeq names its product glycoside hydrolase family 18. Gene Ontology annotation, molecular function: chitin binding; hydrolase activity, hydrolyzing O-glycosyl compounds. The record is from RefSeq and is a predicted model, not a curated record. The transcript is spliced from 14 exons. Lineage: Eukaryota; Fungi; Ascomycota; Sordariomycetes; Hypocreales; Nectriaceae. Bases 1 to 3204 code for a protein of 1067 amino acids. Gene Ontology annotation, biological process: carbohydrate metabolic process.
AUGGCAGCUUCCAGGAAGCUGCCAGCACUCCUUGUCUAUCUUUUCUUUUUUGCACUCAAUCUUGUUAUCUUUCCCAUUCUCUGCGCGUCAGUUGACGUAGAGAAUGUUGAGUCUAUCUUUUCCAGAUCUCUUGUGCCACGAGAGCAGAGCGCAGCCGCCGGUGCCUCUGGCUCUGGAGAUUUCAGCUGCGGUCCAGACAAGCCCUGCUCCAACAAGGCUUGUUGUGGUAAGGAUGGCUGGUGCGGCUUUGGAGACAAGUACUGCGGCAAAGGCUGUCAAUCUCACUGUGACGCCAAAGCUGACUGUGGUGUCAACGCUGCUAAGCCAGGCCAGACCUGCCCUCUGAAUGUAUGUUGCUCUCAGUAUGGCUUCUGUGGAACUACUUCAGAGUUCUGUGGUAAGUCUUGCCAAUCGAACUGCAGCCAGCCUAAGCCCCAGUCAUCACCUACAAACGUUCGGAAACGUGUAGUUGGUUAUUGGGAAGCAUGGAACGAUCAGCAUGCGUGCGGUAAGAUGGGUAUUGGUUCAAUCCCUGUGAACUACCUCACGCAUCUUAUUGUAUCUUUUGGAUACAUCGACUCGAAUUUUCGUGUCACAAACAUGGAUGGUCUGAGUUCAGAUGUUUAUAGGAACGUUGGUGAACUGAAGGCCCGGAACCCGGGGCUGAAGAUCAUGAUUGCAUUGGGAGGCUGGACUUUUAAUGAUCCCGGCCCUUGGCAAAGCGUAUUUCCCACCAUGGUAUCCAGUCAAGCGAAUCGUGCAACAUUUAUCCGUAACCUCUUGGGGUUCUUGUCAGAAUACGGUUAUGAUGGGGUUGACUUCGAUUGGGAGUAUCCCGGAGCCAAGGACCGUGGUGGCUCUGACAAGGAUGGAGAUAACUAUACUGCACUUCUCAAAGAGCUUCGUGAGGCUUUUGCUGCGAGCGGACGAGAUUAUAUCUCAACUUUCACAGCCCCUACCUCUUACUGGUACCUUCGCCAUUUCGAUAUCAAGAACAUGUCAGAGCAUGUUGAUUGGAUCAACCUCAUGCAUAUCGACCUUGCUCUAGAUCUGUUCUGGCGCGUUGAUGUAAAACCUUCAAGCAUUGUUUUGGGCUUGGGCUUCUACGGCCGAUCGUUUACUCUCGCUUCAAGCUCGUGUUGGAAGCCAGGCUGCGCCUUUACUGGUCCCGGCGCUGCGGGACCUUGUACCAAUACGGCAGGAAUCCUGUCCUACAAAGAGGUCAAGGAUAUCUUGAGAAGCACUGGCGCCACUUCAUACCUUGACAAAGAGGCAGCUGCGCGAUAUCUGGUCUACGCUGGGGACAGCUGGAUUUCCUAUGAUGAUCCGUCAACUAUCCAGGCCAAGAUCGACUAUGCCAAUAAGAUAGGACUGUCUGGAGUUAUGAUCUGGGCUAUCGACCUCGACGAUAGCAGCCUUGAGUCGCUCCGCGCUGUGUCAGAUCCUUCCUUGCUCGACAGUGUAGACAGCGGCUUUGACCUAGUCGACUUGGAUAAGCUGUUCCCCAAGCAGUAUCUCCCUGCCUCUGGAAGCAAGCCAUCGUACGGUUUGGUAACAUUUGGAGGUUCUGACGGAACUGAUCCUACCUCAUCCGCCUUUGGCUUCCUUCUUUUGGCGGGUGAUUCACAUGUCGUCAGCAGCCUCCGCAAACGAGACGGCCAGCCCGAGCCGUUUGUCUUCCUUGACUGUCCCGAGGAUAUCCUCGAUCUUCCCAAAGAUGCUGCCCGUACUGCGCGUGUUACGUGUGUUAGUGGCGAUCUGGAAGGGUGCUACCAGAUCAUGGAGCGUGGCGUCGAGGGAACUAUUGUCGAGAUGCCUGAUAGCUGCGCUCCAAACCAGCUUGUUCGGGCCAUCUCUCUCACGGCAUCCAAAAACCAAUCUAUUCCCGAGGCAUUCUCGCAUCACCAACGCUUUUCCCAGGUUUUCGACUUUUCCUUCGAUUUCAACUUCAAGCUCAUGCGCCGGGACUCCAACAACACCAGCAUCCGCAUGGACUACUCCAACACUCCUGGGUACUGGGACCAGCUAGUCGAUCGUCCUGGUAUCCAGUCUCGAGAUUUACAGCAUCUCGACGAGCGAUUCUUUGCACCAUCUGACCUUGAAUGGAACUCUGUCUACGACGACACAGACAAGUUCAAGUUUGACCCGGGAUCUGCAACCAAGAUCAAGAAGGAUUUGAGUGCACCGCUUUACUGGCAGACUGUUGAUGGGUGCGCCAUCAAUGGAACCGAUUAUAGCGAAGGCUUCGGUGCUUAUGUCAAUGGCGAAAUUGAUGCUUCCUUCUACUACGGAUUCUCUUUAAUUGGAACAGAAAAAGGCGGAUCCUGGGACGCCAAACAAUCUCAUGGAUUUCUCCAAGUCCGAGGCCAGAGCGACAUGACCUUCGGUUUUGGCGGUAUCGGUACCGUUGAUGUUACGAAAGCAGGCAAGGGAAAACCUGCCACUUUGGACAAAGACAGCAGAGUCAAUCUUGAUGGCCAUGUUAUCAAUGCAGGUCAUACCAGUGGCUUGGCUUCAUUCCAGCCGUACUACGAUGUUACUUACCAUCUUGCUACAUUCAACGGUACUGACCGCGACAACGAAAACCCCGCUGCAUCUUUCAACGGACGUCUGAGCGCUCGUGUUGUCUCUGACUUUGGAAAGUUACAGGCGGACUUUCCUGUCAAGGACGACCACAAUGACCCGGAUAAGUUUGGGAACAAGCGCAAGAAAGACCAGUUCGAGUUGGGUAGCAACAAUGUGCUUUACGGCUCUCCUGAAAACGGUGGCGCUAUUACAAUCGGCAGUCAGGUUACCUUUGGCCUCAACAUCGAGUUUUUCCUGUACAGAGACCUAUUCCAUGUCGAAAGUGGAUUGCCAAAUCUCUCCCUCUCCUACAGCACCUUAUCAACUUUCACCUUCGGCCCGAGUAAGAAAAGUUCGGAUGAGUCGUGCGCCAAGUACGAACUCUCGACCGAUAUCCUCCAAUUGGCAAACAAUGCGGAGUCCAUCGGCUGGGACGCGCUAGAGGGCUCUGCUCGUCUUGUUUCAGAGACGCAAACGCCAGAAAAUGGAGCGCAAUGCUUCAAAAACGCCGAUAUUUCUACUGCUUCCAGGUCUGAGCGCACGCCAAAUCCCUUGUCCUCUGACCCAGACUUUAACGAGACUCUUCUAUCUGAUGCAGCAGAAGACGAAACACGCCUGAUGUCUCUUGCUCGCCGAUAA